CUCCCUUCUGCUAUCUGUUCUGUUCCUGGUCUGUGUAGGGCCAGCAGGAGCUGCAACUGGCACCCUAGGCCUUUUUUUUUUUUUACUGGGCAGUAUAGGGCCCACCAGGGCCAUAUGCAGUGUCAUGUGGUGGACAUAGCCCUGUGGAAGCCCUGGAUCUCCUGCAAACAGUUGAGAGGGAGACUCCCAAGUGGAAUCCAUUCCUGGAGGCAGCAGUGGGCGGUUCACACACCCAGCCACUUGCAGCUUGUUGAGGUUUGCACACUUUGAAGAGGCUAAGGAACUUGGGAUUAAUAAAGGAGGUAUUAAUAACGGAGGGCCUGCUUUCCAGACCCUCCUGGGUGCAGAUCUGCAGCAAUUGUCCUUUGUACAAAUGAUGUGGGUAAUAGAGUCCCAAGGAGGCCAGGACUUGCCUAUAGUUGAACCCUGGUCUCUAUGCUCUGGGUCUUUCCCUAUGUUGGUGGGUUAGGGGCCUCAGAUACUCAGGGUUGUCAGGCAUGCAGUCCCCCAACAAGUCCCUGCUCUGGCUGCCUCACUGUUGUUUUGGGGCACAUGGCGCCACCUGGUGGUCAUCAUGGUUAAUGCGUGAAUAUGGUUUGUACAAAACACCCAGUGCCCCAGCUGCUGCUCUGCCACCUGGGAAACCGUGACUUUCUCUGAAUGUGGAGAUGCCUCUGUGCAAUGGAUGGGAUUCACUCUCUGUUCUGUGUGUAGUGUGCCUCUGACUCUGUAGUGGAAGCCAUAGUUGUUAAAAGGCGGCAAGGGGUAGAUAAGACAGGCUAGGGGCACACUGACCCCCUUUCAAGCCUUAGCUCCAGGUCACAGGGAACCUGGUUGUCCCUGCCAUGCUCAGUCCUCAUCCCCUUCAAGCUCUGAGCCACAGGGAACCUCACUGUCCCUUCCAAGCAGCUGUCAUUGCUGUUUUCUGCCCAUCACACAUAGCAUCCCUUUGACACUUACUUCUUUAGGGUGAUAAUUUCCAGAGUGUAAACUCUGAGAGGGAAGGUCUUGUCUUGUGUCCCCCCCAGCAUGUGCCAAGCACCUCCAAGUGCCUCACUCAUUGGAGGUGCUGGAAGUGCUGCCUAUGGACCUGGUUGUCCGAGGACUGUGAGGGGAACCAGGAAGGUGUGGACAUACCAGUGCUCAGCACUAGCUGGGCUCCAGCAGCGGAGCUGUGAGCACCACCAUUUGGCAUAUCGCUGCUUCUGCCUUCUCCGGGUCUGGGCCCAGUGGAUCUUCAGGGACUUGCCAGCCUCACUACUGAGUACCUUCCCCUCUCCAGGCCUGCCACACUCCACCUGGAACCAUGAGUGAGGGCCGCAGGGACAGCACAAGCAGUCUGCAGCGCAAGAAGCCACCCUGGCUGAAGCUGGACAUACCGGCUGUGAUGCCGCCACCAGCAGAGGAGCCCAGCUUCCUGCAGCCCCUGAGGUGCCAGACUUUCCUGCGGAGUGUGAGUAUGCCAGCUGAGACGGCCCACGUCCCUUCGCCCCACCAUGAGCCCCGGCGGCCUGUGCUCCAGCGCCAGACAUCUAUCACACAGACCAUCCGCAGGGGGACAGCUGACUGGUUUGGAGUGAGCAAGGACAGUGACAGCACCCAGAAGUGGCAGCGCAAAAGCAUCCGUCACUGCAGCCAGCGCUAUGGGAAGCUGAAACCCCAGGUCAUUCGGGAGCUGGAUCUGCCUAGCCAGGACAAUGUGUCGCUGACCAGCACGGAGACGCCACCCCCACUGUAUGUGGGGCCAUGCCAGCUGGGCAUGCAGAAGAUCAUAGACCCUCUGGCCCGCGGCCGGGCCUUCCGCAUGGCAGAUGACACUGCUGAUGGCCUGAGCGCCCCGCACACUCCGGUCACACCAGGUGCUGCCUCCCUCUGCUCCUUCUCCAGCUCCCGCUCAGGUUUUAACCGGCUUCCUCGGCGGCGCAAGCGUGAAUCUGUGGCCAAGAUGAGCUUCAGGGCGGCUGCAGCACUGGUGAAGGGCCGCUCUGCUAAGGAUGGCACCUUACGCCGGGCACACCGACGAAGCUUCACUCCUGCCAGUUUCCUGGAGGAGGACACAGCAGAUUUCCCUGAGGAGUUAGAUACAUCCUUCUUUGCUCGGGAAGGUGUCCUCCAUGAGGAGCUGUCCACAUACCCGGAUGAGGUGUUUGAGUCCCCAUCGGAGGCAGCACUCAAAGACUGGGAGAAAGCCCCAGAGCAGGCCGACCUCACGGGUGGGGCCCUGGACCGCAGUGAGCUUGAGCGCAGCCACUUGAUGCUGCCCCUGGAGCGAGGCUGGCGGAAGCAGAAGGAAGGUGGCACAGCUCCGCAGCCCAAGGUACGGCUUCGACAGGAGGUGGUGAGCGCUGUGGGGCCCAGGAGGGGCCAGCGCAUUGCAGUGCCAGUGCGCAAGCUCUUUGCCAGGGAGAAGCGGCCAUAUGGGCUGGGCAUGGUGGGCCGGCUUACUAACCGCACCUACCGCAAGCGAAUUGACAGCUAUGUGAAGCGCCAGAUCGAGGACAUGGACGACCACAGGCCCUUCUUCACCUACUGGCUUACCUUCGUGCACUCGCUGGUCACCAUUCUAGCAGUGUGUAUCUAUGGCAUCGCGCCCGUGGGCUUCUCGCAGCAUGAAACAGUGGACUCGGUGCUGCGGAACCGUGGUGUCUACGAAAAUGUCAAGUAUGUGCAGCAAGAAAACUUCUGGAUCGGUCCCAGCUCGGAGGCCCUUAUUCACCUGGGUGCCAAGUUCUCGCCCUGCAUGCGCCAGGACCCACAGGUGCACAGCUUCAUCAGUGCUGCUCGUGAGCGUGAGAAGCACUCGGCCUGUUGCGUGCGAAAUGACCGAUCUGGCUGUGUGCAGACCUCAGAGGAGGAGUGCUCGUCCACCCUAGCAGUGUGGGUGAAGUGGCCUGUCCAUCCCAGCGCCCCAGACCUUGCUGGCCACAAGAGGCAGUUUGGCUCUGUCUGCCACCAGGACCCCAGGGUGUGUGAUGAGCCCUCCUCUGAGGACCCCCAUGAGUGGCCAGAAGACAUCACUAAGUGGCCGAUCUGCACUAAAAACAGUGCCGGGAACCACACCAACCACCCUCACAUGGACUGUGUCAUAACAGGCCGACCCUGCUGCGUCGGCACCAAGGGCAGGUGCGAGAUCACCUCCCGGGAGUAUUGUGAAUUCAUGAGGGGUUAUUUCCACGAAGAGGCCACACUCUGCUCUCAGGUGCACUGCAUGGACGAUGUGUGUGGCCUCCUGCCUUUCCUCAACCCUGAGGUGCCUGACCAGUUCUACCGCCUGUGGCUGUCCCUGUUCCUGCACGCUGGGAUCUUGCACUGCCUAGUGUCCAUCUGCUUCCAGAUGACUGUGCUGCGAGACCUGGAGAAGCUGGCUGGCUGGCACCGCAUAGCCAUCAUCUACCUGCUGAGUGGCGUCACUGGCAACCUGGCCAGUGCCAUCUUCCUGCCAUAUAGGGCAGAGGUAGGCCCUGCUGGCUCUCAGUUUGGCAUCCUGGCCUGCCUCUUUGUGGAGCUCUUCCAGAGCUGGCAGAUCCUGGCACGGCCCUGGCGUGCCUUCUUCAAGCUGCUGGCUGUGGUGCUCUUCCUCUUUGCCUUUGGGCUGCUGCCCUGGAUCGACAAUUUCGCCCACAUCUCAGGCUUCAUCAGCGGCCUCUUCCUCUCCUUUGCCUUCCUGCCCUACAUAAGCUUCGGCAAGUUUGACCUGUACCGCAAGCGCUGCCAGAUCAUCAUCUUCCAGGUGGUCUUCCUAGGCCUGCUGGCCGGCCUGGUGGUCCUCUUCUACUUCUAUCCUGUCCGCUGUGAGUGGUGCGAGUUCCUCACCUGUAUCCCCUUCACUGACAAGUUCUGUGAGAAGUACGAACUGGAUGCUCAGCUCCACUGAGCCAGUUGUGGGUGCUGAUGGCCACAACCACCCUGAGACUCGGGGGCCUGUGGACUCUGCCUGCUCUUCAGGGACUUGCCUUCCCUGACAGACCUCCUGUGCCUUGCUCACUCCUGUUGACUUUAUCUUGUUGGGCAUUUAUCACACUCUCCCACGAUAACCUUCUAACUAGACCCUUGACGACCACCUCAUGUGGCCAAUAAAUGGACCGGGAGCGUUUUAGCUGCCACUAAGUUGA
Marmota monax (woodchuck) is the source of this 4112-nucleotide messenger RNA. It is a transcript of the gene Rhbdf1, whose product is annotated as rhomboid 5 homolog 1. Gene Ontology annotation, cellular component: endoplasmic reticulum membrane. The record is from RefSeq and is a predicted model, not a curated record. The transcript has 17 exons. Gene Ontology annotation, molecular function: serine-type endopeptidase activity. Gene Ontology annotation, biological process: regulation of epidermal growth factor receptor signaling pathway; regulation of protein secretion. Bases 1307 to 3874 code for a protein of 855 amino acids. NCBI's taxonomy places the organism in Eukaryota, Metazoa, Chordata, Mammalia, Rodentia, Sciuridae.